Brassica oleracea var. oleracea is the source of this 1146-nucleotide messenger RNA. RefSeq lists its product as uncharacterized. The record is from RefSeq and is a predicted model, not a curated record. Lineage: Eukaryota; Viridiplantae; Streptophyta; Magnoliopsida; Brassicales; Brassicaceae. The transcript has 2 exons. Bases 1 to 1146 code for a protein of 381 amino acids.
AUGCUAUACACCCAAGCUUCUCAGACUGCAGAAGCUGUUAGGAAGCAAGAAGCUCUAAUUAAAGAGAAUGCAGUGGAAGCUGAAAGACACAUGGUUGAUGACAUCUUAGAUCUUGAUGCACACCGCUUGAAUGCCACUAGAAAUCCAUCUCAGACAUUAGUUUGCUUAGAGACAACAGAGAAGAUAAGUCAGCAAUUUGCAGAAGCACCAGAGCAAGAACAAUCAACACUAGAUGAAACUUCUCUCAUUGAGAUCGAUCAACGCCAAUGGGAUGGAUACGAACCUUCAAUGGAAAAGCAAGAAACAAUAGAAGGAGUUCAAAGUGAGAAAAGAGUCAAAUCUAGGAAAGUAUUUAUUCCUAAAUACCUCAGGAGAGAAGUUAACAAAGUGGAACUUGAUGGAUUUCACAAGAAGGUGAAGAGAGUUCCUAAGGAUAUGUCUUUCGAGGAUGCAUAUUAUAAGUACAGACUUGGUAAUUUCUUCAGAGAGAGCAGAGAGACGGAUAAGGACAUUGAGAUGUUACUCAACAAGGUCCGGCGUAAGCCUAAGAGGACUCUAAAGAAGGAACAAGAUCCUGGAAAGUUCUUGAUUCCAUGCUGUAUACAUGAUCACACCUUGACAAACGCCCUCUGUGAUACUGGAUCUGCAGUAAGUAUCAUGGCUAUAGACACUGCUGAUUUAUUAGGAUUCAAGAUGGAGCUUUCUCAGGAUAGUUUCACUUUCGUGGAUAACCCCAAGGCAAACUCAGCAGGCAUGAUCAAGAAUGUCAAGGUAGAGAUAGGAGACUGCAGUAUCCCUGUGGAUUUUCACGUCGUGAAGAGUAAAUCUGGCCAGAUAUCUUCUCUUCUUUUUGGAAAAGCAUUCAUGGCUACAGUGAGAGCAGUUUGUGAUCUUAAGAAGAAUAGGAUGUGCUUGACUAAUGUUGAUGAAACUGUCUUCUAUGAUCCCGUGGAGAAGAAGAAAGGUGAGAAGUUUAUUUCAUGCAUAGAGAUGUUUGAAGAUCCAGGACCUAUAGCUGAUCUCAAUCACGAGCCCGCAAUAGCAGAAUCAGCGUCGGUCGACAUUAGAGUUGCAGCAUCGGUCGACUUCCAGUCCUCAGAAUCGAUCGACAAUAAGCCUUCAGAAUCAGACGACUCUCAGUCUUAA